Molecule: messenger RNA, 2625 nt
Organism: Nannospalax galili (Upper Galilee mountains blind mole rat)
Lineage: Eukaryota; Metazoa; Chordata; Mammalia; Rodentia; Spalacidae
Gene: Pck1
Product: phosphoenolpyruvate carboxykinase 1
Exons: 10
Coding region: 145-2013 (622 amino acids)
Biological process (GO): cellular response to glucose stimulus; response to starvation; propionate catabolic process
Cellular component (GO): mitochondrion; cytosol
Molecular function (GO): manganese ion binding; phosphoenolpyruvate carboxykinase (GTP) activity; GTP binding
Source: RefSeq, a predicted model, not a curated record
CUGGCCACCAAGCACGGCCUUCCCUCUGGGAACACGCCCUCAGCCAGAAGGGAGAACCCAGCAAGGUGCCUUCAGAACUCUGAUCCAGACCUUCCAAAGGAGGGUGACGCCAGUAUCCUUACCUCUCUCCACACACCUGCAGACAUGCCUCCUCAGCUGCAUAAUGGUCUGGACUUCUCUUCCAAGGUUGUCCAGGGUAGCCUGGACAGCCUGCCCCGGGCAGUGAGGGAGUUCGUGGAGCAGAGCACCCAGCUGUGCCAGCCAGAACAUAUCCACAUCUGUGAUGGCUCAGAGGAGGAGUAUGGGAGGCUGCUGGGACUCAUGCAGGAUGAGGGUAUCAUCCGCAAGCUGAGGAAGUACGAUAACUGCUGGUUGGCUCUCACCGACCCCAGGGAUGUGGCCAGGAUCGAAAGCAAGACGGUCAUCAUCACCCAGGAACAGAGAGACACAGUGCCCAUCCCCAAAACCGGCCUCAGCCAGCUGGGCCACUGGAUGUCAGAAGAGGACUUCGAGAAAGCAUUCGAUGCCAGGUUCCCAGGAUGCAUGAAGGGUCGUACCAUGUAUGUCAUUCCAUUUAGCAUGGGACCACUCAGCUCGCCUCUGGCCAAGAUUGGCAUCGAACUGACAGACUCACCCUAUGUGGUAGCCAGCAUGAGGAUCAUGACUCGGAUGGGGACACCUGUGCUGGAGGCCCUGGGCGACAAGGAGUUUAUCAAGGGCCUCCACUCUGUGGGGUGUCCUCUGCCCUUAAAAAAGCCUUUAGUCAACAACUGGGCCUGCAACCCCGAGAUGACCCUGAUUGCUCACCUCCCGGACCGCAGAGAGAUUGUCUCAUUUGGAAGUGGAUAUGGUGGGAACUCGCUGCUCGGGAAGAAGUGUUUUGCACUCCGGAUUGCCAGCCGGCUGGCCAAGGAGGAAGGGUGGCUGGCAGAGCACAUGCUGAUCCUAGGCAUAACCAACCCUGAGGGCAGAAAGAAGUACCUGGCAGCAGCUUUCCCCAGCGCCUGCGGGAAGACCAACCUGGCCAUGAUGAACCCUACUCUCCCUGGAUGGAAAGUCGAAUGUGUGGGUGAUGACAUCGCCUGGAUGAAGUUUGAUGCCCAAGGUAACUUAAGGGCUAUCAACCCAGAAAAUGGCUUCUUUGGGGUUGCCCCUGGCACCUCUGUGAAAACAAAUCCCAAUGCCAUCAAGACCAUUCAAAAAAACACCAUCUUCACCAACGUGGCUGAGACCAGUGAUGGGGGUGUUUACUGGGAAGGCAUUGAUGAGCCGCUGGCCCAGAGUGUCACCAUCACCUCCUGGAGAAACAAGGAGUGGAGUCCACAGGAUGGGGAACCUUGUGCCCAUCCCAACUCGAGAUUCUGCACCCCUGCUAGCCAGUGCCCCAUCAUUGAUCCUGCCUGGGAGUCUCCAGAGGGUGUGCCCAUCGAGGGCAUCAUCUUCGGUGGCCGCAGACCUGCAGGCAUCCCCCUGGUCUAUGAAGCUCUCAACUGGCAGCAUGGCGUGUUUGUGGGGGCAGCCAUGAGGUCAGAGGCCACAGCUGCUGCUGAACACAAAGGCAAGGUCAUCAUGCAUGACCCCUUUGCGAUGCGGCCUUUCUUUGGCUACAACUUUGGCAAGUAUCUGGGUCACUGGCUGAGCAUGGCCCACCGUCCAGCAGCCAAGCUGCCCAAGAUCUUCCAUGUCAACUGGUUCCGGAAGGGCAAAGAUGGCGAGUUCCUCUGGCCGGGCUUUGGAGAGAACGUCCGGGUACUGGAGUGGAUGUUCAACAGGAUUGAUGGAAAAGACUGCGCCAAGCUCACACCUAUCGGCUAUGUCCCUAAGGACAACGCCCUGAACCUCAAAGGCCUAGGGGACGUCAAUGUGGAGGAACUGUUCGGAAUCUCCAAGGAGUUCUGGGAGAAGGAGGUGGAGGAGAUUGAGAGGUAUCUGGAAGAUCAAGUGAAUGCCGACCUUCCCUAUGAAAUUGAGAGAGAGCUCCAGGCCCUGAAGCAAAGAAUCAGCCAGAUAUAAUGAGAAGCUGGGGGUGCCUUUAGAGUUAGCCCUUCCCACCCAGAGCAUGGGCUGGGAGCUGGAGGAAACCAGCCUGCCCCAGCUUCCAGAUAGCAACCACAAGGCUGAGCAGAUCAGAAAAGCACCGUUCAUUAGUCAGAUGAGAACCACAGGGAAGAGCAGAGACAGUGAGACUGGGAGGGAAAAUCACAACACGCCUCCGAAAUUCACAUCCGACACAGAUUUUGUUGAACUUCAAGGUCACUCAGGAAUCCAGUUUUUCACUUUAGCUGUAGCAGUUAGCUGAAAUGCUUAAAAAAAUACUUGAGCUGUAUAUUUAUAUGUGUGUGCAUGUGUGUGUGUGUGCGUGUGUGUGUGCGUGCGUGUGUGUGUGUGUGUGUGUGUGUACCCAUCUGUCCUGUUGUCUACAAUAUAUUUAAUACCUUCAGAAAAAAAAUUCUUGGGCAAGUUUCUCCACUAGUUGCUAUUAGGAAGACAUGUUGCUUUGUUACUAUGUUUAAAUUAUUUUUAUAUACUGCCCUUCCUUAUGUUUCUUUACAUAAUCACAAUAGGUACCCUGAUCAGUUCUAGGGGAAAAAAAAAAUCACAAAAUAAAUUUUUAUAGAAAAGGUG